Molecule: messenger RNA, 1878 nt
Organism: Apiotrichum porosum
Lineage: Eukaryota; Fungi; Basidiomycota; Tremellomycetes; Trichosporonales; Trichosporonaceae
Exons: 2
Coding region: 1-1878 (625 amino acids)
Source: RefSeq, a predicted model, not a curated record
AUGUCGCUCAACAACGACGACACAGACCCCCAUGCCUUUGCCCGCUUAAUAGACAGCAUUCUUCCCACCCCGCCUCGGAACAACCCCUUUUGGGAGCGCGCCUUUCGUCACCUCAUCAAGGGGCUGGAGAACGGCACCAACGAGUCGGCCAGCAACGGCGAGCUUGUGGUUCUGCUGCGCGCUGCGAUGGUCCCCGUGUCGUCAUACAAGCUGCCUGGUCGACCUGAAGAUGAGGGUGAUGCUGUUGUCGAUCCAAUCGACCUGUACGAUCUGACCACAGACCUGGACCUGUUCAAGUGUGCGGCGCGUAACUCUACGGCAUAUUGCGAUGCAGAAGCUCAACGUUCCGCUCAUGAUUUCCGUCAAUCCGCGGGUACCUUGAAGACACCGGCAUCAAGUCGACCGGCCUCGACAUAUGCGACGUCAGCCGCGACGCAGACAGAUGGCAUCCGCCGGCCUGACAUUGUCCUCAUCGCCUACGAGUGUGGCUCGACUCCAGCCAGCAUGCCGCCGCCGAGGAAGAAGAAGCGCACCACCGGUGCAGACAGUGCUUCCAAUGCUCCAGCCGCGACCUCCUCCUCUGGCAACAAUCCCAGUCCUGCCGCCCAGAUUCGCACGGCAUGUGUAACCCUUGUGGGCGAGAACAAGGUCUCGAGGUCACAGGUCCCCGAUGCCGAGGCUUGCCAGGCGUUUGCGCAGCUCUUCUUGCAGCUGUCGUCUGCCAGGAGCGCCUUUGGUACCUGCCUCGGAAACGUCCUCAUCAACACCCGCUACGCGCGUGUGUUGGCUCUCGGUCCCCGCGAGUUUGCUGUCGAAGUCAAGGGCGACGACCACACCGACGAGGCUCCCAGCGAGGUGGAGAGUUCCGACCCGCAGACGCCGCCCCAGACUGUGCCGUGCAAGGCCGAGCAGUUCCUCAGUGGGGGAAAGCUCUUCAACACUCUGCCCCACACCCUUCGCUCCGAUGGCAGUGGGUUGCAGCCGCUGUGGGACCUCGUGGUUGCUGGAUAUCGGCUCCUCACGCCUCUGAAGCUGACCGAGAUGGGGCGUAUCCCCGGCAUCAGCAAGGACGACGACGACAGCGUCUUCUCCGACGUCUACCGGGCGAUCGGACAGUCGAGGACGAGUCACGUCCACGUCCACGGCGAGGGUGGCGGACCGGACGGCGCGCCUGAUCUGGAGCGCCAGCUGCACGCGGCGGUGGGCUUCCAGAAGCGCGGUAAAACUCUUGACUACUUUGACCGCACGUACGGCACCUCGUACGGCAAGGCUGCCAAGGUCGCCGCCAAGGCAGGCGCCUCGAACAACCCGGCGCCGGGAGACGACGAGCCGCCCAGCGACAAAGGGCCUGGUUCCGGUGCUCCAGGACAAGACGGGCGUGGGAGUGGUGACUCGAGUCACAACCCUCCCGGUGCAGGCGGUGACGGCGGUGGUGGUGGUGGCGCAGACCCGUCAGGCCCAUCCGAACGCGCACCAGUGCCUGAGGCAAGUGAUACCGCACCUGUCGACGUCGACGACCUCAUCGCGUUCGGGCAGGACGCUUUCGACGAUCCCGAGUUCAACGUUCGCGUCAUCGCCGCCCUCGACUUUAUGGUCGCGCCUGUCAGUCCGGCCGUGUUUGACACCAUGCUCGCGGAACGAGUGGCGGUCGCUACCGACCAGCUCCAACACGGACGCACGUCUCUCGGACUCGGCGCCCCCGUAUCCAUCUCGCCCGUCGCCUCACGCGCGACAAGUGGCUCGACGUCUGGUGGCAGUGACUCGUCGCUGUCCACCACCACCACCGUCUUUUCUGAGCCCGCUCAUCAGCCAGACAAGCUCGCCACGACCAACCCUGCAUGCAAUGUCGAGUCCGUGAGACCGGCACCUUACACGUAA